UUAGAUGAACCACGUGACUUUGAAGGGAAUCCACGACAGCAAGAUGGCGUCUUCACAAGCAAGCGAACGAAGAGUUGCUCUUAUCACCGGUAUUACAGGACAGGAUGGUUCCUACCUGGCCGAGUUUCUUCUUGGCAAAGGAUAUGAAGUCCAUGGAAUUAUCAGAAGGUCUUCCUCCUUCAACACCAGCCGGAUUGAACAUCUAUACGCUGACCCCAAGUCUCACCGAGAAGGAUCAAAUGUCCCAAGAUCAAUGCACCUGCAUUAUGGUGACAUGACCGACAGCACCUGCCUCGUGAAGAUCGUGAGCCAGGUCCGUCCCACAGAGAUCUACAACCUGGCCGCACAGAGUCAUGUCAAGGUUUCCUUUGAACUGGCCGAGUACACAGCCAAUGUUGAUGCCGUGGGAACACUGCGAAUGUUGGAUGCAAUCAGGACAACCGGACUUACAGACCAAGUGAAGUUCUACCAGGCCUCUACCAGUGAACUGUAUGGAAAAGUGCAGGAAAUUCCGCAGAAAGAGACCACCCCCUUCUAUCCACGCUCCCCGUAUGGUGUAGCCAAGCUGUAUGGGUACUGGAUCGUCAUCAACUACCGUGAGGCGUACAACAUGUUUGCUUGCAAUGGCAUCCUCUUCAACCAUGAGAGUCCACGCAGAGGUCCCACUUUUGUGACACGUAAAAUCACCCGGGCUGUGGCCAAGAUCACCCUCGGUCAGCAGGAGGAGCUGCAGCUGGGGAACCUCGACUCCAAGAGAGAUUGGGGUCAUGCCAAGGACUAUGUUGAGGCAAUGUGGAUGAUGCUCCAGCAGAAAGAGCCUGAAGACUUUGUAAUCUCAACCAAUGAGUACCACAGUGUGAGGGAGUUUGUCGAGAGGGCCUUCAAGAUCGCCGACGUAGACAUUGUGUGGGAAGGUGAGGGUGUCAACGAGGUGGGGAAGGAUAAGAAGACUGGAACUGUUCGAGUGAGGGUCAACCCCAAGUACUACAGACCUACAGAAGUGGAGUUCCUGCUCGGAGAUUGCUCAAAGGCUCAGACGAAGUUAGGAUGGAAGAGGAAGUACUCGUUUGAUGCCCUUGUCAAAGAGAUGGUGGAGGCUGAUGUGAAGCUGAUGCAGGCCAACCCAAUUGCAUAGGCAUGUGAAGAAAAUGGUGACAGCAUCGGAAGUGGCAACAUCUGGGAAUUGUCUCGAGCGACCAUUAACUGUAUGGUACAGGAAAACAUAAGGAACACAUGUGUCAGCCAUCUUCAAGACAAGUUUGUGUCAUUGACUGCUUCAUGUACAGUGUUUUUAUGUUGGAAGAAAAGGAGCAUUUAUUGAUAAGAAUGUUGUCCAGUACCUAUCAAACUGGUUGUUGGUGAUGACUACUCACCUGAUGUGGGACAGUAGCAGGGGAAUCUUGUUGCGUGUAGUAGAAGGGAAAUAGUUUUGUAAAGUAGCCAAAAACUGAUAUGUCAUUACACAGGAGAAGUCUUUUCUGUAGAGGUUCAAGGGCCAGUGUUCUGUACUAGGAUUUUACUAUUACUGAAAGUCUCUCUCAAAGUCAUGCUUCCGGAAGAAAGUCUGUUUAUCUGAAGGAGUCAUGCUUUCCAAAUGACGUCAUGCUCCCUCAAUGAAACCAUGUUUUCUGAAGGAGAUCAUCCUCUCUCAAUAGUCACGCUCUCUCAGUGACGUCUCUGAAGGAAGUCAAUGAACUAAGCAUGACUGAUCAAGCUCUCUGAUCUGUAACGUGCUCCAGCUCCUACAGAGACCACUUCUUGCUUGGCUUCAGGAGCUGUGGCUUGUGUUGGUGCUGCUGCUGCUGCUGCUUGUUGGGAUGCACCAGGACCCAAUGAAAGCUUGUUAGCUCAGACAAUGUACCUAGACCUCCGUAUUUGCAGAUACUCAGCUGCAUGACAAAUCAAUUUAUUUCUGUUGUUUCAUUUGUAAAAAUAUUUUAGUCUUCAAAUGCUAGGGAAUACCCAUUUUGUGUGGGUAGACAAGAUUUGAGUGUAUGAAGCUUUGGGGGUUAUAUUGUGGACCAUCUUAAGUGCUAUUUGGUUUUUCUUUGUUUUCAUUGUCAGACAUGGAAGUUGUUAUGUUUUCAUUCAUAUUUUAUGCAUAGUAUUUAUAACAAGUUGAUAAACCACAUCGUGUAUCUCAAGGCUGAAUCUCUGAUGGCUGAAGCAUGGUUCUACUGAUCUCUGUGUUGAUUUUGCUUUAUGUGCUACCAUAACAUACACUAACACUAUAUCAGUCACCAUGUCUACUGUAAUAUAUAUCAGUGGCAAUAUCACCUGAUGUCCUACAGUAAUAUAUUUCAGUGACAUCAUCACUUGAUGUCCUACAGUAAUAUAUUUCAGUGGCAGUAUCACUUGAUGUCCUACUGUAAUAUAUUUCAGUGGCAGUAUCACUUGAUGUCCUACUGUAAUAUAUUUCAGUAUCACUUGAUGUCCUACUGUAAUAUAUUCAGUGGCAAUAUCACUUGAUGUCCUACUGUAAAAUAUUUCAAUGGCAAUAUCACAUUAUGUUCUACUGUAAUAUAUUUCAGUGUCCUAACGUAUUAUAUUAUAAUUCAGGACAACCGUGCGUCUCUACUUCAGAUGGAACUUUGACUUCAGUCAACCUAGUUGAGAUCAUUAGAGAAAUCAAAUUUAUGACUUGGCCCAUAUUGUAUGUUGAAUUGAAUAGGGUUUCACCAUACUAUAUGCAACACUUGCGUGUGACAUAUCAGUUGUUAUUUUUGCUCCAUGAUAAUUUUUCAGUUGUACACAAUAUUGUUUUCAUGUAUGAGAUUGAAUGCUAAAUAGCUUCAGAAAUAUAUAUUGAGAUGCAAAAUGGCUGAUCACAAAUAUCAUUGUUUAGUCAUUUGUAAUUCCUCAGGAAUGUAUAUUCCAUAAUAAAUAUAUGCACCUGAAAUGUUCAGUGUCAAGUUUCCACUUGCCUCAUCUGAAUAAAUGCCUGCUCUCAAUCAACUCUAAUACUAAUUAAAGUCCAAACCAUCAAAGUUGUUUGUAUGUUUGAUAUAUCUGUAAAUGUUUAGUAAUUUUGGUACUUAAUUACUGGAGAUUCCAAUUUAUGCCUUUUCCUCUUUUGAAGGAUUGGUAUACAUGUAAAUAUAUGUGGAGGCCAUGUUGUCAGUAUGCAAUGGUACUCUAAUGCAGAAUCUCGUUCCUCAGUGCAUUAUGUUUGUGAAGUGUAUUUUCAUGAAUUAAGCCAGGAUUUUCUGGAUUGACACCUGCAAGUCAGAUUCAUUUUUGUACAUGUUAAUUUUGAAAACUGCAGAACAGAAAGCAUGUCCCUGAAGUACCGUCCAGAAUGGACCAAGAACAAGCUUGAUAGUUUGAUAGUUUUCACUUGCUAAAAACUGCUAUUAUAACAAAUUAGUUUUGAGAUCAAAUUGAUUUCAUGAAAUUUUGUUUCUAGGUCUAUCUCCAAAAGUUGUGAAAUUGUAAUAAUGAUUAUAAUAGCAUUGAUUUUUCUUUCAAGAUAAUUCUCCAUGAAGUACAAAUGGAUUUAUUGAACAUAUAUACGUCAUCACAUUUACUGAAAACUGAAUGAAAAAACUGGGAUGUUCUUUAACUUUGAGUAGUAUGCAUGAAGUGCUGAAUUUGGGAAAUUUGGUACCACAGUCAUUUAUGGUGCAGAUGAUGUUCCAUUCUAUCCCAACAUGGUGAAUCUUGAACCACGUUUAAUCUACUCAGAAUAAGUGAAUUUGAAGUGUAUUCUCUAUGUAUCAGUGCUGGGCUAAAGUAUACAUAAACACCAGAUGGUCAGCUUUGCUUCAAGAAGUCCUUCCUCUGUACAAAAGCUUGUUUUGAUAUACCAGUAUUUACAUGUUUAGCUCCAUCAUUCCUGUGUCUUGUGUCCCAUGGAUAAAGGCGUACAGAUGCACCAGUGACACUGUUCAACAGUAUUAAUUCAUUACUGUAUGCCAGUAUAAUAUUUUUGAUACAGAAAAUCAAAGCUUUUGUAACAGAUUUAUCUUAAGUCAGUUUGAAAAUCUCUUUAAGAUCUUCCUCAGGUAAGCUGUUCUAUAGGUUAUUAUUUCAUGUAGAAUAAUAUAUCUCAAGGAAAUCAGUGUUAUGUCAUUUGAAAUUGACCAUUUAGAAUAUGUCUCCGCUGAAGAUGGUAAUCAUUAGGUAUUUUGUCUAUAAUCUCGGACUAUGUUAUCAAUGCUUUCUCAUUAACCUUUUGACAUUCAUAUUUAUGUUUGAUUUAGGAAAUCAAACAGUCACUUCUCGAGUGAAAGACAUCCAAACUCGAAUUCCAUUGGAUUUUAUCUGCUCAAUGUUAUAUAUGAACAGAAAAUAAUUUAUUGAGCAUUUUGAUUGUUCACUGUGUGUAGAGCUGAAAGGUCUCAACUUUGUGGGAAUAUUAUUAAAGGGCCUUAUAUGGUGGGAAUUUGCAGUAAUAAAAUGGGUUACAAUUUA
Molecule: messenger RNA, 4413 nt
Organism: Haliotis rubra (blacklip abalone)
Lineage: Eukaryota; Metazoa; Mollusca; Gastropoda; Lepetellida; Haliotidae
Product: GDP-mannose 4,6 dehydratase-like
Exons: 13
Coding region: 5-1135 (376 amino acids)
Biological process (GO): GDP-mannose metabolic process
Molecular function (GO): GDP-mannose 4,6-dehydratase activity
Source: RefSeq, a predicted model, not a curated record